Molecule: messenger RNA, 510 nt
Organism: Aspergillus pseudonomiae
Lineage: Eukaryota; Fungi; Ascomycota; Eurotiomycetes; Eurotiales; Aspergillaceae
Exons: 3
Coding region: 1-510 (169 amino acids)
Source: RefSeq, a predicted model, not a curated record
AUGACGGACAGGAACUAUCCUUUGCUGGAUGGCCAUCCGGCCAACUUAUCGCUUCGCAUAGCAGCACUUGUCAGUGCUUUUACAUCUUUGGCGGUAUUCGCCUGGGCAAUAAAAGCUCACGAUCGCGUGUUUACGGAUCUUAAUGGCGCCUCGCUGUGUGUCAUGAUAUUAGCUACAUCUUCAUAUGCAGUCCUUUGGUCGCUUGUGCCCUUGACAGUCAGGCUUCUUCUCCGUCGAGCUCUCCAUCCGGGCGUUCAUAUUGCAUUCGACUUUAUUGCUUUUUCGGCAGUGUUUGCUACGACUCUCGUAACGAUGAUCGUGUUGACGCCUAUCGCGGAAGGAGGGUAUUCCUGUCGUAGAUCUGCCUGCCGGGAUACUACGUUGCCAAAGGUCGAGUUCUUUGGAUUCGCCAUGGCCUUGCUCACUUCGGUGCUUCAUUUUGUUUUGUUCGUCUGGGCCUGCUGGGCUUGUGACCGUCUCAGGAAGCAGCCCCGCAAGACAGAAAUCUAA